UCCACUCCGCCAUUUGCAGCGUCACCGCUGGUUUCCAUUCCAACUCCUCCCUCGUCGGAAGCUGGUAGGUCAUCAGGACCUACCCGGGACACAACCGUCAACGUGGCUGCUGCAGUGGCUCACCCGACUUCGAUGCAUCCUGGGUCUGACCCAAUGGGUGCACCUCCAAGCUUCGCGACUAGGAGGCCUCACGCCGCUCAGUUGGGUAGUUUCGAGCUCCCGCCUCCACCAAUGCACAAGUAUUCCUCCUUCAACACCAUCAACGCUUCACAAUCGUCACAAGCCCCAACGACCAUUGCUAGCGUUGGCAAUCUCCUCACCCCGCCAAAUAAUAUCCCCGGCGAUGUGAUAAGUUCCUCGUCAGGAGUAUCCACAAGCAGCGCGAACACGACCACAAUGCCUUACUCGAACGGCAAUUACAUCUACUCCCCACCCUCACAGGCGCCGACCCACUAUGGCUAUCCGACUGCGCAGCAGCAGCACCAACACCAUCAGCAUCAACAGCAGCAACAACACCAACAGCACCAGCACCACCAGCAGCACCAGCAAAAUCAAUACUCAGCCCGAGGAGGUAUGUUUGCUUCUCUGCAGAAUGAUCGUCAGCUCGGGGACCAAGGCUCACUUACCCCGCGCAAAGGGCUGAAUCCGCCACCGUACGAGAUGAACCAACAGUUGCCGCCAUUUCCGCCAUCUUCGGGCCCGUCCAAUAUGCCCGGAAUGUCUGCACAACAGCAGCCUCACCAUAUGAUGAGCGCACAGACACCUGUAUCGAGUGCACCCCACCAGCAGUCUCCUGCCCAUGCUCAGGAGCCCUUCCGACCGCCGCCAACACCGACUUAUAACUAUCAGCCUUCCUCGACCCCACAGCAGUCAUCGUUCCCCUAUUCGACGGGUCCUUCGCCGACGCAGCAAAGCCCGAUCAGCGCAGGAGGUUCCGUGCCAAGAAUGUCGCCAGCCGUGACGCAUGGUGCUAUCCCGUCGAUACCGUCAAAUCCAGCACCAUCGCCGCAUGCGUAUCAGCGGCCUUACGGUGGUUAUGUUCCCGGUCCAGCGCCCGUCUUCUCCAACGUCAACAACCCGAACGGGCAGCUGGCGUUGGUUGGUGGAGUGCACCCUGGUAUGAUGCAGGGUUUCAACAGCGGACAUGCUGCUGCAAUGCCUCAUUUCAUGGGACAUCCUCCUCAUCAGCAACAGACGGCGAAUGACCGGCCAUUCAAGUGCGACCAGUGUCCGCAGAGCUUCAACCGAAACCACGACCUGAAGCGGCAUAAGCGGAUUCAUCUCGCGGUUAAGCCCUUCCCCUGCACCCACUGCGAUAAGAGCUUCUCGCGAAAAGACGCGCUCAAGCGACACAUACUGGUCAAAGGCUGCGGCAAGGUCGCAAACUCGGGCGACGACGCGAAACGGGAAAGCCAUUCACCCGACCACAAGUCCGAACCUGUCGAUACGAAACCGGUAAUCUCGAGCCACGCAUAGAGCGCCUGGCAGUAAUCUGUUAAUCUGGAGUCUUCGGCCUUCAUUUCGCUUUCCUUGUAUUAAAUACCCUUCGGCUCCCUUCUG
Trematosphaeria pertusa is the source of this 1560-nucleotide messenger RNA. RefSeq lists its product as uncharacterized. The transcript has 2 exons. Gene Ontology annotation, molecular function: RNA polymerase II cis-regulatory region sequence-specific DNA binding; DNA-binding transcription factor activity, RNA polymerase II-specific. Bases 133 to 1476 code for a protein of 447 amino acids. NCBI's taxonomy places the organism in Eukaryota, Fungi, Ascomycota, Dothideomycetes, Pleosporales, Trematosphaeriaceae. Gene Ontology annotation, biological process: regulation of transcription by RNA polymerase II. The record is from RefSeq and is a predicted model, not a curated record.